Molecule: messenger RNA, 1071 nt
Organism: Penicillium pulvis
Lineage: Eukaryota; Fungi; Ascomycota; Eurotiomycetes; Eurotiales; Aspergillaceae
Product: inositol monophosphatase family protein
Exons: 1
Coding region: 1-1071 (356 amino acids)
Biological process (GO): sulfate assimilation
Molecular function (GO): 3'(2'),5'-bisphosphate nucleotidase activity
Source: RefSeq, a predicted model, not a curated record
AUGAGCUCACACGCCUACACACAGGAGCUCCAUCUGGCUAGCCUGGCCGUCCAGCGAGCCGCGCUCCUUACAAAACAAUUACUCUCCGCAGUCGACAAGGGCUCUCUAAGCAAAAGCGAUGACUCACCUGUGACUAUUGCUGACUUCGCCGCACAAGCCUCCAUUAUCGCUGCGAUCCACCAUACCUUCCCGAACGACGACAUUGUCGGUGAAGAAGACGCCACAGCCCUCCGCGAGAACCCCAUCCUCCUCGAGCGCACAUGGGAGCUUGCCACAUCCGUUCAUCUGGACGACGAAGCGAGCGAGGCGCUUCUAUAUACCCCACAAACCCGCGAGGAGCUGCUCGAUUUGAUUGAUCUGGGCGCUCGCGGUCAGUGCAGGCGCGGCACGCGGGCAUGGACACUUGACCCGGUAGACGGUACCGCGACGUUCAUUCGCGGACAGCAGUACGCUGUUUGUCUAUCGCUCGUUGAGGACGGAGAACAGAAGCUCGGUAUCAUCGGCUGCCCGAAUUUAGAUCUUGGGUCCGGGCGCGUGGCCGAGGAUCUCGUGGACCGUGAUGGAUACGGACUGCUUUUGACUGCGAUCGCAGGACAGGGAGCAUUCAUCCAGCCGAUGGGGACAGGUGCGCUUUUGUCUGGAGAGCAGCUUGAGCGAGUGUCACAGAUUACAGAGGGCAGCGAGGUGCGAUUCGUCGAUACGCAGGAGUCGACUUCCCAGCGACUAGAUCUGCAUGAGAAAAUCGCAGCGCAUUUGACGUGCCCUUGGCCGAACGAAGUCGAUCUGUGGUCCGCUCAGAUGCGGUAUAUCGCCAUCGCCGUGCGUGGCGGAUGUAACUCCUUCAUCAAAGUGCCCCUCAAGUCAUCGUACCGAUCGAAAAUUUGGGACCACUCUGGCGGGAUGUUGAUUGCACAGGAGCUUGGCUGUGUUGUGACAGAUCUGGACGGCCGGCCAGUCGAUUGCGGCCUGGGUCGGACUUUGGCUGAUUGCCACGGCAUGGUUGUGGCGCCUGCAUCCAUUCAUAGCCGGAUCCUGGAGGCUGUUCGGGCUGUACGGGAAGCCAAUCAGUGA